This is a messenger RNA of Echinops telfairi (small Madagascar hedgehog), 6565 nucleotides long. RefSeq names its product RP1 axonemal microtubule associated (gene RP1). Lineage: Eukaryota; Metazoa; Chordata; Mammalia; Afrosoricida; Tenrecidae. The record is from RefSeq and is a predicted model, not a curated record. Gene Ontology annotation, biological process: retina development in camera-type eye; intracellular signal transduction; axoneme assembly. Gene Ontology annotation, cellular component: axoneme.
ACUUGAAUCACAAACCAGGCUUCUCCGUGAAUUUUUUCUCAUGCGUAACCAGAACUGAGUUUUCACCAAGAUGAGCGAAACACCUUCCACCAGUUUCUCUCUGAUUCCUCCCACUUCUUCAGAAGGUCGAGUUGCCUCCUCUCGUCAUUUGAGCGUCGCUCAACCCGUGGUGGCCAAACGGAUCAGCUUCUAUAAGAGUGGAGACCCCCAGUUCGGCGGGGUCAAGGUCGUGCUCAAUCCUCGGACCUUCAAGACAUUGGACGCUCUGCUGGAUAACCUGUCCAGGAAGGUGCCCCUGCCCUUUGGGGUGCGGAACAUCAGCACCCCGCGCGGCGGGCACAGCAUCACGCGCCUGGAGGAGCUGCAGGACGGCCACUCGUACCUGUGCUCGCACGGGCAGCGCGUGCGGCCCGUGGAUCUGGAGCGCGCCCGCCGGCCGCCGCGCCCUUGGCACAGCAGCCGGGCCCUGGGCCCCACCGCGCGCCGCCGCCCGCCGGCCGCCCCGCCCGCUUGGUCGCGCAGCCUGCGGAAGCUGUCUGUCUUCAAGAACGGGGACCCACGCUCGGGGUGUGUGGUGUUGGUGAGUCCGAGAGCCCCCCACACCUUCGAGGACUUCCUGCAGCACCUGGCCGAGGUCCUGCCAUACCCCGUGGUGAAGCUGUACUCCACGGAUGGGAGGAAGAUUCCCAACCUCCAAGCCAUGAUCCUGAACCCUGGAGCCAUUGUGGUGGCAGGAAAGGAGCCAUUUAAACCAGGAAAUUAUGACAUCCGAAAGUGCUUCUUCCCUGCUAGGCUACCGGUGAUUGCUCAGCGCAUACACUCCAAAGAAAAUGCUAAGUCAGAAAGCAGAAAGAUGAGCAUGCAUGUACCUUCAAGCCCAAGGUCUCAAAUAUAUUCUGUUUCUUCUCAAAAACCGGAAAAUAAUAAUAAUGAUUGCUACUCAGACUGUUCUUUUACUUCUGAGAAUUGCUUGUCCUUAGAAAAAAAGGAUUCUCAAAAUUUAUUGAUACAUCCAUCUGAAGAUGAUAUUGAGAAAUCAGUUAUUUUUAAUCAAGAUGGUACCAUGACAGUUGAGAUGAAAGUUCGCUUCAAGAUAAAAGAAAAGGAAACCAUCAAAUGGACAACCACUGUCAGUAGAACUGAUCUUUCUAAUAAUGAUAAAAAGCAUGAGGUAAGCAGUUUUCCAGGAAGAACAGGUGGACAGUCACCGGGUUUGAAAUUGGCAGCAUUGUCUGCAGAAAUCUUGCCUAUGAUGGAAAACAAUAAUCGAGAGAGCAGCUUGCUAGAGGAGGGAAACACCCAAAUGCCAGAUCAAAGGGUGGGAACGUGCAGUUCUGCUAGUUGGGAGAUUGCUGCUAUGGACACAGAUGUCAUCCAGGUAACUCAAGAUCAAGAGCAUAACCAUCACUAUAGACCCCCGACACCUGGGCCAAGGAGAGCGAGACAAAAGAAAUCCAUGAUAGGGAGUGUGACCUUAGUAUCUGAAACCGAAAUUCAAGAGAAAAUGAUUAGACAGUUUUCCUACAGUGAAGAAACAGAAGACGAGGAGAACAAAUCUGAGUAUCACGUAUUCGCACGUUCUAGCAGUAAAAUGUCAUCAUUAUCCAACAAACCCGUUCUCGUUCAGAUCAAUAAUGACCAGCAGAUGGAGUCGUCCUUUAAAAAGAAGAAAGAAAGCAAGUUACUCCAGUCUAGUGCUGUAAGGACCGGGGUUAUAGAAAUUACAAGUCAAAAGAUGUUAGAGAGGUCUCAUAAUGGCUUGCCACAGACUGCUUCAGAAAACUCAACUGUGGAGGACGAUGUAAUUGGUAAUGUAAUAUUAGACAACAAAACUAGUAGCAAGAUCUUCAGACCUUGUGGUAACCCCAAUACUAGGGUUCGUCCUCUCUCGGGAGAUACAACUCACCUUUCAGGUAAUAAUUCUAUAACUGAUAAAAUGAUUUCAGAACUUUCAGCUCCCAUAAGAUCAUCAAAUGUUACCACACGAAUUGACAAACUAAUUAAUGAAUUUUCUCAGUGUGGUUUAACAAAACUUCCAGAUAAUGAAAAGCUGAUUUCAUCCUCUAUUGCAAGUAAAAAGAAGAAGAAAUUUCAGCAGCAACCGACCGAUACAAGACCUCAGGAUGGGGAGAUUGUGAACAAAGGAUUCCCCAGGAGGAGGGAGAGAGUGCACACAGAAAGCAAAACUGCCCAGGAAGCCAUAUUGCCAGAUUCACACUCUCCCUCGAAAGAAGGGAUGCUUUGUAAGAAAGACCUUUAUGCAAGUAGCAUAGUAAUUGAAUCAAAUGAUCUCUGUUCCAAAAAUAAUCUAAAUUCCGCAAUUUCCAAGAAUUUCCAUAGAAAUAAAUUGAAAACUAUUAAAAAUCAUAAGGUUCCAGAACCUUCAGCCCAAGAAAAAAAAUCGAGAACACUAAAGAAAGUGAGCCCAGGAAGAUCUACAAAAAGGGAAAUUGUUCAAAGAGAUAACGUAUUUCCCCAGAGUGAAUUGAGUCAUCUCAAAAAUACUUCGGAAAGUCCAAGUUCAUUUCAUGCCUUUAACUUCCUUGAGGAAACACCCAGAACUUUUUGUGGACUAAAAUCUCGGGCAGAAGUGGCAUCUGGGUACUGGAGAGGAAUGAUGAAGAAGAGUUUAGUUUCAAAGAUUAAUCAUUCACACAUAACUUUUAAAAAACAGAAAAAACAAGGAGAAAAGUUGAAACUGGGCAUUUCUGGAAGUAAACAACAUGCGCUAACUAGGGAAGAUUCCUUAGCUUCUCUGAAAAAAGCUGAUUUUCCUGAGGCGAUUGCCCAUCAUUCAGUUCAGAAUUACAUACAGAGAUGGCUGCAGAAUGUGCACCUCUUUCCACCUGUACAACCUCAAAAAUCAGCUCCAAGAUGCACAGGUGAAAGGGAUGUGAUAAGUUGUAACAAUAAUGGUUUUCCAGGAAACAAUAUCCAUACAAGUUCAAGAAAGGGAAAUAAUGUUCUUAUGGGAAGUAAUAGGCACAUAACUAAAGAUACCAUUUUGACUCGAGGUAAUUCUGGUAAAAAGGUGGGUAAAUCUCUUAUUGUGAAAGAUAAUGGUGAAGAACUUACCAAAGACCUCUAUGGGGACCAAGCCGGAUAUCUGAACGAUGCUUACUUGGUUUCCCUGCAGGAAUAUUGUACUUUAUCCCAGUUAGCAAUUGAGGAUCAUAAUAUUAAAAGUCAGGAAUCUGCUAACACAGGACAAGAGGUAAGCCUUGCUUGGCCCAAAAUUAGCCUUUCAGCAAAAGAGCAAAGUGUAGAGGUUGCUGUCCAAGUAGAUUUUAUGGGAGAAGACAUUCAAAAAGACCUUGGACCAGUGUUGUUGCUUCGCUACCUGCAAACUUCAAUCCCUGGUAUUCAGACGAUUCCGAAUGGAGUUGUUCAAACGGAAGGCUCACUUCCAGAGGCUCCCUUCCCUUCUCUUGAAAAACGUCACUCAUCCACUAAUCUUCUUCUGGCUUGGCUCCUGGUGCUCCACCUAAAGGGAAUGAUGAGUAGUUUCUGUCAAGGUGAUGACCACGCCCACAAAAGUACCUGCAGAUCUUCAGAACUGCUUGCUUUGUUGGAGAUUCUAAAGCGCAUCGCCGUCACAGAGGAAGCUGAUGACUUGCAGGCUGCUGUGGCCAAUUUAAUGGCCUCAAUCCCAGGUUGCUUUGGACUCAGUGAGAAGGAAAAAGAAAUGGCUCUGAUGGGUAUGUCUGCAAAUUGUUUCACAGUCCCAAUUCAGAAACUGCCCAAGUGCAUUGCAAAUGAGAAGCCACAGGAAAGCUCUUUGGAAGACUGCGUUUCAGAAGUGACUUAUUCUUCAGGUGAUAUGAGCACUAGGAGUCAGAUUUAUCUUCCAGAAGAGACCUGUAAUACCAGUGAAACUUUUUCUCAUCUUGAUGGUUCUGCCAUGGAUCAGACCCUCUCCAGGAAUAAAGUUUAUGCCCUAGAAGAGGUUUGCUCACUUACUGCGGCUGUGUCUUGUGCUCAAAAGGAGAACCAUAUUUAUGAGGCAGCUUGCCCAAUUGAAGACACCUGCAGCCCCAUCAAAAUGUGCAGUCGCAGUGACUGUUUAAAUUCCAGAAGCCAUGCACAUACUGAUAAAUUGGAAUUGAUUGAGGAAUUAGGAAGAGUUGAUGAAAUUGAAAAAGACCUCGAUAGGUUGGCAGACCCUGUGAAUAAAGAUAACUUUAAUAUGCGGGUGUCAUGGCAAAACAUGGGUCGUUUAAACCAGUGUGGCUGUUUACCAGAUGCAACAGAACCUAAAUUUGGUGCAGAACAGAAACAUGAUGCUCUAGCUCAUUUUGAGAGUUGUUCAUUAAAGUAUGAAAACGAGGAUAAAAAAGCAUAUACAUCGCCUGGUAAAGAAGAAUUAAGGACUUCUGAGGAAGCAGCCUCAAUAACUGACAGCAUGACAUCAAGUGAAAGAAACACGGCAGAAUUGGAGUCUUUUGAAGAAUUAGAAAACCAAAAAACUAGUAUCUCUCAUACAAACUUAAAUGCCGGACAGCAAGCUGCUGAAGAACCAAUCCCCGAAGAGUUGAAGACUCGUGCAAAUGUGGACAGGAUAGACGUCUCUCGCAGAAACCUUGCAGAAGGAAGAACAGGUGACGUACUCGGCGAGUCAAUCAGUAGACGUCUGGUAACACCACCACUUUUAGAUUGUUCCUGUGGCUCUAAGCAAAACACCGAAAAGGAGAUCAAUGAAGGAAAAAGAAACAUGAGAAUCAAAAUGAUGGGGAAAAUCAUGGAAACUGGUAGUUAUUCAGGGUCUUCUCUUGAUUAUAAACAGUGCUGUGACAGCCCACAAACUUCUCAUUUAUUACAGUGCAGACAAAACAGUGAGAGAGAACAGCCAUGUAAAACAUCCAGUGAUGUUUCCGAUGACAGGAGUGAAGCUAUUGUCCAGGGAAAAACACACAACACAGGGUUUGUUAAAAGGGCAAUAGAAAAACUUUACGGUAAAGCUGAAAUUACUAAACCAUCUCUUACAUUGGGUGCUACACGAAGAUCUCAGGUUUGCCCUCACAAUUCUGUGGAAUUUCAGUGUGCGAGGAGAGAGGGCCUACAUGAUUCUGAAGGUCAGUCAUUUGGUUCCUUUGACGAGAUAUCUAGGAGUUCACCUGUGAUGCAUGGAUUUCAGGAGGAAAUGAAAGAUAAAUGUGACUUUAAUGGUGUGAGGGCCAAUUAUAGUGGAGGAGCUAUUGUAGAAUAUAGUACAAAACAAAGUGAUCCUUCUAGAAUUCUUAGGAACAUAGAGGAAGGAGUGCUGAUUGACAAAGGCAAGUGGUUCCUUAAAGAAAAUCAUUUGCUAAGAGUGUCAUCCCCUGAACAUUCUGUCAUGUAUGUCAAUGCAGACACCACAUCAGUGGACACAUUGCUUGAUGAUAACAGUAAUGAGGUGCCAUAUUCACAUUUUGGAAAUUUGGCCCCAGGCCCAGCUAUGGCUGAAUUAUCCUCUUCAGAAGUGGAGGAACUUACUCAACCUCUUGAAUUGAAAUGCACCUAUUUUAAUAUGCCUCAUGGUAGCGACCCUGAGCCUUUUCAAGAGGAUAUGCCAGAUGUUCAGAAAGAAAGAUGCACCAUGGAAAGAAUACCUAAUCACCAUACAGAGGAGAAGGGUAAUCACCAGUCCAGAAUAUGCACAUCUGUCACUCAGACCUUUAAGUCAGCUGGUAACAAAGUCCAUCCUGUAUCUGAUGGUAAUAUGAAAAGGCAGUCAUUGGCUGACAAUAAUGUAACUUGUGGUGGUGCUCUUCAGGAAGGUGACUCUUUGGAUAAACUCUAUGCUGUUUGUGGUCAACACUGUCCAAUACUAACUGUUAUUAUUGAACCUAUACAUGAAGGAGGCCGAGGAUUUGCAUAUCGCAAAGAUUCUGAUAUUGAAAAUUCCUUGGAUUUCAAUUUGUGGAUGAAAAUAUAUCCAUAUUUACUACAGUCAAACAAAAACAUAGUCAAAGAGAUGAACACUAAUGCAAGCAGGAGAAAAAUAUUUAUAGAUAAUGCCAUUGACGAGGAAUUUGAUUGGUUUUAUUUCAAAAGCACACAUGAUUUGAUGGUUAAAAGAAGAGAGUUAAAAAGAAUGCACUUCUUGGGCUUAGGGAAGACAAAUAAUUUAAAGAAAUGUCCAUCAGAUGUAAAGAAAGGGUUUUAUGUAAAUUUCUUAUCCAUGUCAUUAAUUGUUGGUGAAGUGAGGUCAAAUACACAUGCUCCCAGCAAGAAGGCAAAUGAAAAAUUUAAAGCAGUUGAUGAGAAUAACAACUUAAUACACGACAGAUUCCAGGACUCUAGAACAAACUUGAACCAAGUAAUGAAAAAUAUGAACUAUCAUUUCUCCCUUGGAAUGCUUAGUGGAACCUGCCUAUUAGAUAUUUACCGAGUUAAGACAUCCUUGAAUACCAGCAACAAAAAUAUGCAAGAAAUGCUUCGCAUUUUUGCAGAUAAAAAUAUUUUCACUUGGGAAGAUGAAAACCUGUUAAAAAACUUUGAAAGCAUUAAUAAUCAAGAUUUACAAAUGGAACUAUCAGUAAAUCCAUCAAUUUUUUUUGGUAGCAUGAUGAAACAUAGGGAAUAA